This is a messenger RNA of Sclerotinia trifoliorum, 2891 nucleotides long. The record is from the annotation of a GenBank genome assembly. Lineage: Eukaryota; Fungi; Ascomycota; Leotiomycetes; Helotiales; Sclerotiniaceae.
CCAAGAGCCUCCGCCACUCUUACAAUUACAAACCAAAAUCUUUUCUAACUCUUUAAGAACUGAGAUAAUGUGUCACCGUGACGAUAAGGAAGCAUAACUUUUCCAUUCAACUCAAUACUCAGUGAGAUGGGGCAAUAGGAUUACUCGAUGUUCGAAAUGAUUGAAGGGCACUCAAUUGCCUUUGCGCCGCUAGAUAUUGGAAGCUCAAGACACCUAUUUUGAUAGGACAUAUCGUGUCUUUUCUUCCAAGAUACCUCUACCAAAGCAUACCAACAACUCCUUUCUUCCAAGAUGUUGUCUUUGAAAAGAGCUUUCCGAGAAAGUGUACUUAAGGGUGGCAGGCCCAACUUGUUGUCCUGGAAAAUACACAAAGCAAUAUCCACUACCGCGACAUCGAUUCAAGAGCUCGCUGGACAUGAAUUGCCUUUGCACAAAGACACUGAAUCACUUAGCAGACCCCAAAACAGAAGGGAUGGACUCAAAAAUGCCAAGCCCUUCUCCUCCUUUCUUACCGAUAACUUCCAGAGACAACACGAUUAUCUUCGAAUCUCAAUCACAGAAAAGUGCAAUCUGCGAUGCUUGUAUUGUAUGCCAGAAGAGGGAGUCCCACAAUCGCCACAGCCGGAUCUCCUCACGACCCCGGAAAUCGUGCUCCUAUCGUCUAUAUUUGUUUCCCAAGGUGUUUCGAAGAUCCGCCUUACCGGUGGUGAGCCGACUGUUCGUCGCGAUAUACUGCCUCUUAUGCGACAGAUUGGAGCCUUGCGAUCCCAAGGUCUGCGCGAGCUUUGUCUUACCACAAAUGGGCUAAACCUUGCAAGAAAAUUGGAUAGUAUGGUGGAAGCAGGGUUGACUGGGAUCAACUUAAGUUUGGAUACUUUGGAUCCAUGGCAGUUUCAGAUUAUGACUCGAAGGAAAGGCUUUGAAGCUGUGAUGAAAAGUAUAGACAAGAUACUGCACAUGAACAAAUUAGGCGCUGGCAUAAAACUCAAGAUCAAUUGCGUGGUAAUGCGUGGGCUCAAUGAAAGAGAAAUAAUACCCUUCGUCGAAUUAGGUCGAGACAAAGAUGUCGAAGUUAGAUUCAUCGAAUAUAUGCCAUUUGAUGGCAACAAGUGGAGCCAAGGUAAAAUGUUAAGCUACCUGGAAAUGCUUGAUAUCAUACGGCAAAAGUAUCCUACACUUCGAAAGGUAGCAGACCACAAGAAUGACACAAGCAAGACCUAUGAGAUUCCUGGAUUUGUGGGGAAAAUGGGAUUCAUUACAAGCAUGACUCACAAUUUUUGUGGUAGUUGCAAUAGAUUGCGCAUUACGAGUGAUGGCAACUUGAAGGUAUGCUUAUUUGGCAAUGCCGAAGUAUCCCUGAGGGACAUCCUGAGGAAGUCCAAUGGCAAUCAUCCCAUUGACGAGCAAGCUUUUGAAGCGAUGAAGCAGAUAGAAAUGGGUAGGAGAGAGAAUCUUGGAGAUGCCCACAGCCCUCUAGGAAGCUCUCCCAACGAGAGAGAGUUGCUAGAGGUCAUUGGAAUGGCUGUGAGUCGGAAGAAGGAAAAGCACGCCGGCAUGGGCGAAUUGGAAAAUAUGAAGAACAGACCCAUGAUCUUAAUAGGUGGGUAGGUUUCAUUUUACAUCGAGAUACGUUAGCGAUGUGAUAGUAUGAAGUUAUUUGCGUUCUGGCGUCUUUUAAUACCCUGAUGUAUUUAAUCAAUAUCUUGAAAUCUAGAUAGGUGCAAAUAAGAUGUUGCGUUUCUGCAGUAUGAUGCGUAGUCAACACUGACAUCUUAUCUAGAUGACAAAUACUAUCGUCGUCCAAAGGCACUCACUCAAUGUUUUGGAAGUAGGCCCUCAGGUCGAUACCACCAAAUCUCUUUCAAUCUUUUACCACAUAUACCUCCUCAUUCUGCACGCCUGUACUUCAGCAAAUCUACUCCGGCUCAAAUCAACAAUACCAGUAGUGGCGUAGAAGAGUCUUCGAUAGACACUCUGUCAGGUUCAAUCCAAUCAGGGGUGCACAAGCUUACUCAUCUUACACAAUCCGGUGAUGCACAUAUGGUUUCGAUCUCUUCUAAACAGUCUACGAAAAGAACUGCAGUUGCUGUCUGCAGUAUUCAUUUUUCCAAUGAUGUAGCAAUUUCACUCAUCCGUGACAAUCGAGCCAAGAAAGGUGAUGUACUAGGAAUCGCUCGUGUCGCAGGCAUCAUGGCUGCCAAGAGAACUUCUGAUUUGAUACCUCUAUGCCAUCCAAUUGCCAUUACACAUGUCAACAUCGACCUAAAAAUUUCGCACGAAGGUGGAACAGGCACAAGACCUUCAUCCUCCGCUUCAAGGACUUCAAUUCCAUGGUCUGGCACAGGACAAGGUGAUGGAUAUAAAUGGCCGUCAUCUGUUUCAGAGGAUGUUCCUCUCGAUAAAUUUGGGAGCGUGGAAGUUACGGCCAGUGUGUCAUGCGAUGGGAAAACGGGGGUCGAAAUGGAGGCACUUACAGCCGCUUCAACGGCGGCAUUGACAAUCUACGAUAUGUGUAAGGCUGUGGAUAAGGGCAUGCGAGUUGAGGGGUUGAGAGUCGUGAGGAAAGAGGGGGGAAAGAGUGGCACAUGGGUAGAGGGAAUCUCCGAUGGCGAAAAGUAAACAAUAGUGAAGCAGAGGUGACAUGAAAGGACGGUUUACCUAAUCAUCUCUGGCAAGCAACAGCCAUAUUCUCCCCCAACACACAUUGGAUUUACCAUCGUCAUGUAUCGCUCUCGGAUGAGGCGCAGAGCUGGUUUUCCUUCCCCUUCCCGAUGUUUCUUGCAGGAGAUGAAAAUGUCAAGAAAGUCACGAUACAUGAGUUCCUGGCCUGCGGAGGAAGAUUGAACAUUUGAUUGAACCGCUUCAUGACUCACGAACUAAUAAUUAUGCAU